Hydatigera taeniaeformis is the source of this 999-nucleotide messenger RNA. Lineage: Eukaryota; Metazoa; Platyhelminthes; Cestoda; Cyclophyllidea; Taeniidae. The record is from the annotation of a GenBank genome assembly.
AUGUCUGCCUACAGGAUUCAUUUUGACUACCCAACUAAAGUUGAGACUGCGAGGAUGAACAAUAAGGCUCGGAGUCUCUUUGUCCGUCUUACUUUUCCCGACCUCCAUAAGCCCUCCCCCAAGCCUCGUCGAUCUAAGGGAUGUUGCGGUUGUAGAUGCAGUUGCACAACAUCCCCUCCCUCCCCAGACGACCAUGAACCCAUCUGGAGUAAUCUGAUCAAGCCACCACCUAAAUCAUCUUCAUCCAAAUCCACAGCGUCUAACGCACCGGCUAAUUGGACGUCAGUCCAACCAUCCCAAAAGCCUGAAAAUGGAGACAUAUGGAUUCGAGUGGCAAGUAAUCGUGUCUCUCUCAUGCUGAUUUUAUGUGGACCCUCACCUUUGACCCAGAGAGUGGAUUCUAGGGCUUCGAACACUCACCAAGAGAGUCUGAAAUCUCUCAGCAUUUCAGAUCUGCGGGAACAAGAGGAAGAAACAUAUUCUGACCAAUUUCCAACCGUCUAUUAUUAUUGGGACUCAGGUCGGCUGAGCAAAAAACUUGACCCCUUGAGGAGUAGCAUGGCGGUGGCGGAGACAUGUGUGUGUUUGAUGUUGGCACCUGCCACAAGAGGAGAGGGAUGGAGUGAUGAUGACUUGAAAAUGGUGCAUAAAAGUGUUCGUGCCUCAACACCCCCAGUUCCCAAAAGAAGAACGGUUGAGAAAAGAGACUUCUGUUGGCAGGAGAGUGUCAAAGAGACGGAAGGAGUGAGCUCCAAAAAUUUUGUUAUAGUGGACUGUGAUAAUGGAAUAGAGUUACCCUCGAAGAGUCCUGAAAUUGGCGAUGUGGAAUCCAAUGAUUUCAUUGAAGUGGAGGAAGACCGACUUGCCUCAAAUUCCACCAGAACUUGUAAAUGCAAAGGUGUGCCACAGGAAAAGAAGAUGCAAGAGAUGAUAAGCAAGCUCAAUCCCUGUAGAGAAUUCUUCACGCACACUUCGUCCUUAAUUCCAGUUUGCGAGUAG